AUGAGACGAAAUAAAACGAAAUGCGUCGAAAUGAGAGGAAGUGUAUCGUUCGGUCUACCCACCCGGGCAUCCCUCUCUUGGGACAGGUCGAAGCUUAGGACUUUGUGUGGUAGUACUGAGGGUAGAAGCCAUAAGAAUACUUCUACUGAUAGCCAGCCUUCAGGAAGUCCUUUUUCUAGACCUCAGAGUCCAACUCCAGAAGGGGGGGAGAGUAGGUUAGAAGGAAAGUCUUUGGGUUCUUCUAGUAAAGUUGGGGGGAUAGGGGAAGGUAAGGAAGUUGCUUUAAAUAAUCCUUCUGUUCAAGUGAGUCCCAAACUUGUGGACAGAUCUGAGAUUGAAGGGAGUACCACUGUUCCUGAACCAGCUCCAUCUAUGCCUCCUCAACAUCUCACAAUUAGUGAGCUUGUGGAGGUGGAUGUGCAAGAUGAGCAGCCUAGUAAGGGAGGAAAAAAGGCUCAAAGGGGUUUUGUGAGAAAAGCCAGAACUACUAAACCAAUAGGUGAGGGUAUGCAGGUUGAUAGUGUAGUCAUCAAAUCCCGAGGUGACCAGAUGUAA
This is a messenger RNA of Striga asiatica, 555 nucleotides long. The record is from the annotation of a GenBank genome assembly. Lineage: Eukaryota; Viridiplantae; Streptophyta; Magnoliopsida; Lamiales; Orobanchaceae.